This is a messenger RNA of Debaryomyces tyrocola, 248 nucleotides long. NCBI's taxonomy places the organism in Eukaryota, Fungi, Ascomycota, Pichiomycetes, Serinales, Debaryomycetaceae. The record is from the annotation of a GenBank genome assembly.
AUGCAAUUCAAAUAUUUAACUGUUCUUGCUGCAGCUGUUUCAUCAGUUUCUGCUAUUGGAGACGUAAGUUUUUUUUCGAAUAUGAUUUGAAAUUUGGUGGAGGCAUAAUAUUAACAUAUUCUUUAGCUUGCUUUCAAUAUUGGUGUUAAGGAUAACUCCGGUAACUGUAAAUCGACAGAAGAAUACGAAAGUGACUUCUCUGUUUUAGAAUCACAAUCCAAGAUUGUUAAGACAUACGCAGUUUCUGA